AGCCCACCAAUUGGCCCAACCCAAAGCCCUAUCUCAACCAAAAAGCAACCCAACAAACACCCAAAAUAAUUCCUUCAGUUGGAUAUUUUCCCAUUGUCGGCAACUAAUUGAACCUCUACCACUUCAAAUCCCUUUCACCAUUUGCAUUUACUCCCUCCAAUGGCAGCCAUGGCAAUGUACUCCUCAACCCGCUAAAUUUAAUAAUAAUAAUAAAACUCGUUAGCCGGAGUUAACUGCCGCCGGCCAGCGAGCGAAGAUGAUGCGACGCGGAUUGAACUUCGUCCGCAACAGCCGGCGGAGCAACGAAGGUGCUGAAACGACGACGUCCUCUUCGUCCUCCUCCGCUAAGGACGACGGCGCGGCGUGGGAGAUGAGGCCCGGCGGGAUGCUGGUGCAGAAGCGCGGCGAGGCCUCCGCGAACGACUCGCCGCCGCCCAAUCUCCGCCUCCGCGUCGCCCACGGUGCCGUGCGGUACCAGAUCUCGGCAAGCUCGCUCUCAACUUUCGGCGAAUUGAAGAAGCUCCUGGCGGUGGAGACCGGGCUGGAGCCGCGCGAGCAGCGGCUGAUUUUCCGGGGAAAGGAGAGGGAGAACGGCGAGUAUCUGGAUUUUUGCGGUGUGAAGGACAAGUCGAAAGUGGUGCUGGUGGAGGAUCCGGCGAGCAGGGAGCGGCGGAUGGUCGAGAUCCGGCGAAAUGCGAAGAUCCAGGCCGUCCAUUGCCUGAUCGACGGCGUGGCUGCGGAGGUGGACAGGCUGGCAGAGCAGGUUGGAGUAAUAGAGAAAUCAAUUGCAAGUGGUAAGAAAGUAGCAGAGCUGCAGAUCACAACUUUGAUAGAAAUGUUAAUGAGACAAGCUGUGAAAUUGGAUAGCAUCACAGCUGAUCAAGCUUCAGAUGCAUGUGCAAAGAAGCAUUCACAGGGCAAACGGGUGAGAAAAUGCGUGGAGAAGCUUGACAUUCUCAAGGUAUCGAAUGCGAAGCAGAAGGUACAACCGGUUGUGAGCAGCGAUAAUUGGGAGACCUUCGAACCAUCUAUCUGUUCAAACAAAUGGGAACUCUUUGAUUGAUCAGCACGACAAGGCGCAUUCGUUUUGUCACAUAAACACUAAUGUUGGGCAAUCUAACAUUAGUCGGCCAUAUUUUUUUUCAAUAGAUAUGCAUGCCUUUUAAAUUGAGUAUUAUAUUCUGAAAAAACAACAUAAUCAAAAGUAUGAGACAUUCCACGGUAUGAAUAAUGUGUUUUUUGUUAAAAAAAAAAAUACGACAGAUUGACCUGUGUAAAAAGAUUAGACAGCGUCACACGAGAAUUUGUGAUAAGUAAAUUAUAAGCAUCAACUAAGUUUGAAUAUUUUCAAGGGUACUUGUGUUUUCAGUCUUCCA
Molecule: messenger RNA, 1376 nt
Organism: Striga asiatica
Lineage: Eukaryota; Viridiplantae; Streptophyta; Magnoliopsida; Lamiales; Orobanchaceae
Source: the annotation of a GenBank genome assembly